This is a messenger RNA of Colletotrichum gloeosporioides, 1617 nucleotides long. RefSeq names its product Non-reducing end alpha-L-arabinofuranosidase BoGH43A. Gene Ontology annotation, molecular function: hydrolase activity, hydrolyzing O-glycosyl compounds. The annotation marks the transcript as partial. The transcript has 5 exons. Lineage: Eukaryota; Fungi; Ascomycota; Sordariomycetes; Glomerellales; Glomerellaceae. Gene Ontology annotation, biological process: carbohydrate metabolic process. The record is from RefSeq and is a predicted model, not a curated record.
CUCGCGAGUGGUCUGAUCAACCCGAUCAUCCCAGGUUUCAACCCGGAUCCUUCAAUUAUCAGAGUCGGAAGCGACUUCUUUCUUGCAACUAGUACUUUCGAGUUCUUCCCGGGUGUCCCCAUUUAUCACUCGACAGACCUGGUCAAAUGGGACAAUAUCGGGCAUGCGCUCAAUCGCCCGUCUCAAUUGAAUCUCCGUGGGACUGCUCCCAGUGGAGGUAUUUUUGCGCCCACCCUUCGACACCAUGACGGCGUCUUUUAUCUCGUGGACACGGCAUUUGACAUCAUUAACCCUCCUGACAAUGUGACUAGAGUACAUCGCUCAUUCUACGUUACCACGAGCGACAUUUUUGACGAAAACAGUUGGAGUGACCCUACUUACGUUGACCAGUGGGGAUUCGAUGGCGAUCUCUUCUUUGACGACGAUGGCAAAGUAUACUUUACAUCCACGUUCUCUGAGUUCGUCGAGAAUGGGAAUUUCGGGAACUGGAUCACUGAAAUCGACAUCACGACUGGCGACUCUUUAAGCAACUCUCGACUGCUCCAUACCACCACAGUGCCUCCCGAGCUUGGAUACCCCUUGACGGAAGGAAGCCACCUUUACAAACUCAACGGAACCUAUUACAUGAUCACGGCCGAUUCGGGAACUGAAGCCAGCCAUAAAGCAAACGUGUAUCGCUCAAACAGUCUUGAAGGGCCAUGGGAUGGAAACCCACAUAACCCUGUGCUCUGGAAUGGCGAAGACAUGUCCCGACCAGUACUUGCAACAGGCCAUGCUGACAUCGUCAACGACACCGAAGGCAACUGGUGGGCGGUGUUUCUCGCAACCCGCCCACAGAACCCACGGAACAGUAGUGGUCUCCCCCAGCUGGGCAGAGAGACUUUUCUCUGUCCGGUCACCUGGGACGAUGAGGGAUGGCCUAUUUUCAACAACGGCAACCCCAUCACUGAAUACGAAGCCGAUGUCCUGUAUGACCUAGACAGGCCUCAAGUCUGGCGAGACGAAUUCGAUGGCGGGCUUGUUGAUAAGUCUUACUACUACUUGAGAACGCCUUACAAGGACUUCAAAGACUUUGAGUCUAGCCCUGGGAAGCUUCGUAUCAGAGGGAAUGUCUACACAUUGAAUGACAGAGAGACUCCCGCAGCCUUGCUUCGCAAACAGGUUGACCUGAACACUACCUUCAGCACAGAGAUAAGCGCGUUUAGUCCCGAGAACUGGAGACAAGAAGCGGGGGCAAGCAUUUAUCUCAGCAUUCACUACCACAACGAAAUCGCUUUGACCUACUCGAAUGCGACCAGCAAGCGGGCAAUUGUGGUUCACACAAGAACGGGUAUCGAUGCAACACUGAACACAACCUAUGUCGAGGAUGAAGAAGUUGCUGCAGGCGCGCCUGUCAAACUCUUCAUUGAGGCGAAGGAUUCUGGCUACCGUCUAGGAUAUUCAACUGGCAGUAGUGACCCCCAGUGGCUCGCCAGUGUCGAGAAUCGAUGGCUACAGUCUUACGUCGAGGGUUGGCAGAAUUUUGUCGGCAGCCAUUUUGCGAUCUACAACACUGGUACUAAACUACCUACAUUGAACUCUGCGGAGUUUGAAUACAUCCAAACUGAGUUGAACUAA